Molecule: messenger RNA, 2058 nt
Organism: Mobula hypostoma (lesser devil ray)
Lineage: Eukaryota; Metazoa; Chordata; Chondrichthyes; Myliobatiformes; Myliobatidae
Gene: ranbp9
Product: RAN binding protein 9
Exons: 14
Coding region: 218-2044 (608 amino acids)
Molecular function (GO): protein binding
Source: RefSeq, a predicted model, not a curated record
AUGAGGAGAGCGCUGGGCAGCGGCGGCCUGUCAGUGAGCGGGUGGGGGUUGGCUGCAGUAGCAGCUGGGCUUCAGCGGCGGAGAACAGCAGCAGCAGCUGGGAGCGGCAGUCUCCAGUCGGUCAUAGCGGGUUAACCCUACUCUUCCUUCCGAAGCCCUUCCCAGUCAAACCCGGCACUUAGGCUUUGCCCUCGGCUUUUCCCAGCCCCGAAGUCAGAUGGCCGGGCUGUCGGCGGCGGCAGCGCACGGGGAGUCGGCCUUCAACCCUCAGGAAAAGGAGCUGGCAGAGCGCUUCAAGCGCCUGUAUCCGGCCGUCGACGAGCAGGAGACGCCGCUGCCGAGGUGCUGGAGCCCGAAGGACAAGUACAGCUAUAUCGGCCUGUCUCAGAACAACCUGCGGGUGCACUACAAAGGUCAUGGCAAAACGCCAAAAGAUGCAGCUUCAGUCCGAGCAACUUUUCCCAUUCCGGCUGCAUGUGGGAUUUAUUACUUCGAGGCAAAGAUAGUCAGUAAGGGAAGAGAUGGAUAUAUGGGCAUUGGACUUUCUGCUCAAGGUGUCAACAUGAAUAGAUUACCAGGCUGGGAUAAACAUUCAUAUGGAUAUCAUGGAGAUGAUGGCCACUCGUUCUGUUCCUCUGGGACAGGACAGCCCUAUGGACCAACUUUUACAACUGGGGAUGUAAUUGGAUGCUGUGUAAACAUGAUCAAUAAUACAUGUUUCUACACAAAGAAUGGUCACAGUUUAGGUAUUGCUUUCACAGAUCUACCGCCAAAUUUAUAUCCUACAGUUGGACUGCAGACACCAGGAGAGGUGAUAGAUGCUAAUUUUGGACAGCAUCCAUUUGUUUUUGAUAUAGAGGACUACAUGCGGGAAUGGAGAUCUAAAAUUCAGAGUCAGAUUGAAAGGUUCCCAGUAGGAGAUCGGGAAGGGGAAUGGCAGACAAUGAUACAGAAAAUGGUUUCAUCUUACUUAGUGCAUCAUGGUUAUUGUGCUACAGCUGAAGCGUUUGCCAGAUCCACAGGACAAGCUUUCCAAGAAGAGCUAGCAUCAAUUAAAAAUAGACAAAGAAUUCAGAAGUUGGUACUGGCUGGAAGAAUGGGAGAAGCAAUUGAAACAACGCAACAGCUAUAUCCAGGUCUUCUUGAAAGAAAAUCCAACCUCCUUUUUAUGCUAAAAGUCCGCCAGUUUAUAGAAAUGGUAAAUGGAACGGAUAGUGAAGUACGGUGUCUAGGAGGCCGAAGUCCAAAGUCUCAAGACAGCUACCCAGGUAGCCCUAGAACCUUCAACAGUCCCAGCAUGAGUCCCAGCCAUGGAAGCAAUAUCCACAUCCUAGCAGCAUGCAGAGGGAAUGGUUCACAUAGUCACUUUACAGGUUAUGAAAAUAAUUGUAGCAAUGGUAUAAUAUCCAUUAAAGGCCAUCAAUCCAGUAGUCACAAUAAGCAUCCAACCUCGUGUUUAAAUACUUCAGAAUUAAACAGUAUAAAUGCUGCAAGAUCUCAGCAAUCAAACAGUUGUAUUAGAGACAAUAAUGAUAUAGAUAUGGAGACUGAACACUACAGCAAUGGGGUGGCAGAGUCUUCAUCAAAUGGUUUCCUUAAUGGCAGUUCAAAACUUGAUCAUGAUAUGGACGAAAAUGAUGCAGAAAUGGAAAUAGACUUGACUCAGUCGCGACGCCAACUUUGUGGAGGCAGCCAGGCAGCAAUUGAACGCAUGAUUCAUUUUGGGCGGGAACUGCAAACAGUGAGCGAGCAGCUGAGAAGAGAAUGUGGCAAAAAUACAGCUAAUAAGAAAAUGCUUCAGGAUGCAUUUAGUUUGCUUGCUUAUUCUGAUCCAUGGAACAGCCCAGUAGGAUAUCAGCUUGAUGUGGUGCAAAGAGAGCCUGUGUGUUCAGCAUUAAAUAGUGCUAUAUUAGAAUCUCACAAUCUGCCAAAGCAGCCACCACUGGCUCUCGCUAUUGGUCAGGCUUCAAAAUGUCUAGAGUUGAUGGCCCAUUUGGGUAUUGGUUCGUGUGCGUUUGCCACUGUGGAAGAAUAUUUGCACUAGCUAUGUGUUUGUAC